Messenger RNA from Guillardia theta CCMP2712, 357 nucleotides. RefSeq lists its product as hypothetical. The transcript has a single exon. The record is from RefSeq and is a predicted model, not a curated record. NCBI's taxonomy places the organism in Eukaryota, Cryptophyceae, Pyrenomonadales, Geminigeraceae. Bases 1 to 357 code for a protein of 118 amino acids.
AUGGCAGUCACGGAGGGAGAUAACGGGCCCAUAAUCACGCUCACCAAUCAGGCAUGCCCAGCAUGGCUCCUCGGCGUGGUAUGCAAGGGACCUCAGUUCCGCUCCAUCGACCAGCAAGGAAAUCUUACUGCUGGUGGAGCAUACGAGAGGCUCGGAAAGAACGCCCGGGCCUCACUCCACAAGUCUAUCGGCCCUGAUGGGAACUUUACCAACAUCAAAUUCCCCAUGUUCCAUCGUAAGACAGGCGGCGGUGAAAUGCAGCAAAGCGACCUGCACGGAGAGGAGAUCAGCGAGGACACCUUGACAUACGACGAGGCAUAUGAAGACGAGCUGUCAGGCCGGUUCUACUUGGAGUAG